This is a messenger RNA of Scatophagus argus, 1989 nucleotides long. It is a transcript of the gene fbxw12, whose product is annotated as F-box and WD repeat domain containing 12. Bases 108 to 1523 code for a protein of 471 amino acids. Gene Ontology annotation, molecular function: protein binding. NCBI's taxonomy places the organism in Eukaryota, Metazoa, Chordata, Actinopteri, Scatophagidae. The transcript is spliced from 10 exons. The record is from RefSeq and is a predicted model, not a curated record.
GGAACACCCUUCCUUGUCCCUGUGUAGUUUCCGUAGCUCACCCAAACAUACCACAGCCCUUGGACCCCCGGGAGGGAGAUCGUAGGUAGGGGGUUGCUGAUGUCAGUAUGGAAAUUCAGCAGACGCACUUGAUUGGUGAUUGCCUCAUUCAUAUUUUUACGUUCCUGACUGAGGAUGAUUUAAUCAGUGCCUCGAGUGUGUGUAAGGAUUGGCAUGAUGCGGCAGAGACUGCUUGGUUAUGGAGGAGGAUGUGUCUGCAUCGCUGGAGUUUCUGUAACUUUGCUGUCUUGAGGAGCGAACACGUGAAUCACUCGUGGAAGAGAUACUACCUGCGACGUUGCCACUUGGAGAUGAAGAUGACGGAAGGACGGUCAGGAGCUUACACCUGCAAAAGCCUCAGGGGGCACACAGGCAGGGUGGUGGGGUUGGAAUACCUGCAGGGGAAUUCAGCCCAGUUACCUCACCUGUGGAACAUCAGUGCCACAGUUUGCAGCGCCUCUACUGAUGGCACAGUCCGAGCAUGGAACAUCCAAAAUGGUGAACUCCUGUGGUGCAGUAGUGUGCAGAGUCCUUUAACAGGGAUUGUAAGUGACGAACAGCAUGAAGUUGUGAUCACAGCAGACUCCACAGGCCUCAUCAAGACCUGGCAGGGUCAUGAUGGUCAGGAGGUGGCCUCGUUUUCUACUGCAUCACCACACUGUACGCUACUACAGUACAAUGUCAACAACAAUUGGUUUCUCACUGUUGGAACCAGUCAGGGGUCUUUGUGUACACUAGCUGAUUCAACUUUGACCAAAAAGUCAAGCAUAAUGGUGUGCGAUACCUUUAAAGUCAACAUACUCCUAGUUUCACCUGACAAGAAAUGGAUCGCAGCUGGAACCAAAGACAAUGAUGACUUAAGUCCAAAGGUGAUUUACACUGAGAGUUUGACCUCUCCGUCUGAGAACGAAGAUCCUCUGUGCCAGUCUGUGCCAGUCACUGGGUGCCAGACUGCUGUCUUCAUACCCACACAGCCUGCCAGACUGGCCGUCAUCCACAACGAGCACCCAAACAACAAAGUCCUCUCUGUGUUUGAUGUCAGCAUUAAAAAGACGAAAUACAAGUCAGAGAUCCAAGUCCAGCAGGUGGAGUCCUUCCCUUUAACCAUCAGGUCCUCACACAUCCUUCUGGAGGCCAAGGAUAGCAACUGCUUAGUGUUGGCAGCUGACCAUGAGCUCAGGGUCUACUCUCUGAAAGGAGCCCUACUUGCUAGCUUUAAAGAUCACAUGAUGCCUGUCACUUCUAUGUGUGUGGAUAGCUUCCGUGUGGUGACAGCAUCUCAGGACCUCUCCUUACGGGUGUUGACAUGGAGAAAUGACAGAGACCGUGGGCUGACCUUGGAGAGCCAAUACCACCUACUGGGAGGCUCUCACACAAUGUCCAGAGGGUUCACCCACGUCACCUGUGACUACUCCAGCAUUGUGGCCUCAGUAGAAGGGAAAGAUGGAAAAGAUGUCUUAAAAGCAUAUUCUUUCACCUCCUGAGCAUCACUACUGGAAAAGAUGCAUACAAGCCAUUUGCACGAUCCACUGGAAGGUGAAACAUUUGCUUUUAUUAUGAACUGUACAUCAUAUAUGCUUACAUUAGGAUGUUCUUUGGAAAGUUUAUGUUUAAAGAAAAUGGAUUUUAAUAGUUAUAGCUGGUGAGAAAUGCUAUGUUAUUGGAAAGGCAGUGAUACACUGUGUGAACAACAUAGAAGUCUGUGCAGGUACUAUGAUUGUGUUCUUCUAGCUGAGGCAUGUCAGUGUUGAAUGUUACAAGUUUUAAGGCAAAAUGUACCGUAAAAUAUACUUUGGUAACCUGUUCUUCAGUACGUUACUGCCAAGCACUGCUGACGUAAGAAAAUACUGAGGUGUAUUAGUGGAAUUAAUCUGCCUGCCAUUAAGGUUUAUAUUUGUCCCACUUUGACAAAAUCAGUUAAAACACAUUAAAACAUUUUGUUACAAGGCA